Molecule: messenger RNA, 1446 nt
Organism: Epinephelus moara (kelp grouper)
Lineage: Eukaryota; Metazoa; Chordata; Actinopteri; Perciformes; Serranidae
Product: nuclear factor 7, brain-like
Exons: 1
Coding region: 7-1446 (479 amino acids)
Molecular function (GO): protein binding; zinc ion binding
Source: RefSeq, a predicted model, not a curated record
GAGGAAAUGGCUCCACGAUCUGAAGAGGAUCUCUGCUGCCCUGUAUGCCGUGAUAUCUUUAAAGAUCCUGUUGUCCUGUCAUGCAGCCACAGCUUCUGUAAAGACUGUCUGCAGAACUGGUGGACAGAGAGACCAGCACAGGAGUGUCCAGUUUGUAAGAGAAGGUCAUCGAGGAACGAUCCACCUCGUAACUUGGUUUUAAAGAACCUGUGUGAGGCCUUCUUACUGGAGAGAGAUCAGAGAGGUUCAGCAGAGUCAGAGACUGUCUGCAGUCUGCACUCAGAGAAACGCAAACUCUUCUGUCUGAACCAUCAGCAGCCAGUGUGUGUUGUUUGUCUGCAUUCAAAAACACAUGCUGAUGACAAAGUCAUACCCAUCGAUGAAGCUGCACAGGAGCACAAAGAGGAGCUGCAGAAAUCCCUGAAGCCUUUACGGGAGAAACUGAAGCUGUUUGAACAAGUUAAAGGAAACUGUGACCAAACAGCAGAACACAUUAAGGUCCAGGCCCGAAACACAGAGAGGCUGAUUAAGGAGCAGUUUAAGAAGCUUCACCAGUUUCUACAAGAGGAAGAGGAGGCCAAGAUCUCUGCUCUGAGGGAUGAAGAGAGACAGAAGAGUCAGAUGAUGAAGGAGAAGAUUGAGGCUCUGAGCAGAGAGAUAGCAGUUCUUUCAGACACAGUCAGAGCCACAGAGGAGGAGCUGAGAGCUGAAGACGUCUCAUUCCUGUUGAACUACAAGGCUGCAGUGGAAAGAGUCCAGCAGCGCCCCCUGCUGGAUGAUCCACAGCUGGUCUCAGGAGCUCUGAUAGACGAGGCCAAACAUCUGGGCAACCUGACCUUCAACAUCUGGAAGAAGAUGAAGGACAUGGUCUCCUACACUCCUGUGAUUCUGGAUCCAAACACUGCUCAUCCAGAACUCAUCCUGUCUGAAGAUCUGACCAGUGUGAGAUGUGGAGAGAAACAGCAGCUUCCUGAAAACCCAGAGAGGUUUGAUUAUUACUACUCUGUCCUGGGCUCUGAGGGCUUUAACUCAGGGACUCACAGCUGGGAAGCUGAGGUUGGAGACAGUCCGAUCUGGGUUGUGGGUGUAGCAGCAGAAUCUGUGCAAAGACAGACAGACACAGCUUUACAAUCUGGAUUAUGGAGAAUGCUGUUUUGUAACAAUGAAUACACAGUGUGCUCACUACCAGGUGCUAACACUGUUCUUUCAGUGAAGAAGCUCCAGAAGAUCAGAGUUAAACUGAACUGGGAAAGAGGACAACUGUCUUUCUCUGAUGCUGAUACUGACACACACAUACACACCUUCACACACACUUUCACUGAGAAGCUCUUUCCAUACUUUAACACAAACCAAGAAUUGCCACUGAAGAUAUUACCAGUGAACGACUCUGCAGAAAGCAAAGUGGACAGUAGUUGGUGGCCUCUCAGUUAUUUUGGACUUAAAUAA